AUGCCUUCCAAGAACGAGCCCGCCUUGCUCAAGGUUCACCGCACCAAGUACCGUGGUGCUGGUGCCGGCCCAAUCCCCAAAUCAGAGCCAUUCAAUACCUCCUUCUCGAUGCCCCCAAAGAGACCUUGGCGCGCAGACUCGGGUGUCAGACUGCUGAGUUUCACCAAUCAUCAGAUCGCUGAUCAGAUGGAUCGAGUCAAUUGCGGCAUCGGCGAGUUCAUGGGCGAGCUUGAGCAACUCGAGACCCAUAUCAAGGAUCUCAAUCACCCGCUUCUGCUGGGUUGGGAAGCCGACAUCAUCACCCGUCUUAUCGAGGUUGCUCAUUCCAAGGAGCCAAAUCUCUCUUCCAGCAGUAUCUUGUUGACUGCUCACUACCUUGAUCGCGAAACUAUGUCGCGUGGCUACAGCCUCGCUGCGCGGAAGAUCUCUCUUGAGACGCUGCACAAGUUCGGUCUUCGCGAGCAACACCAUGAGGUGCUGAGACGGUACGACGAGCUCGUUGAGCACCGCAGUAAGAACCCUUUCCACACCGAGAGUUUCUUUGCCAGAUGGCUUGUUCACAAUCGUCUAAACAUACCUGAGAAGUAUGCUUUCUGGGCUCCGUUCUUCCUCGCAUGCUAUGGUCGAUCCAUCAAUGAGAGCGCUUCCUUCUUUUAG
Molecule: messenger RNA, 657 nt
Organism: Penicillium longicatenatum
Lineage: Eukaryota; Fungi; Ascomycota; Eurotiomycetes; Eurotiales; Aspergillaceae
Exons: 3
Coding region: 1-657 (218 amino acids)
Source: RefSeq, a predicted model, not a curated record